UUGGGUGGGAGAGUUAGCCGUUAGCAGUGAGCUAACAGCCGGAGAGUGUAAUGGCGGCGUCGGUGUUGCUGGCGGACAACACCGGACUCAACUUCACGGUCGGAGGCGGCAGCGGCGGCGGCACCGGGAAUGUUUUAGUCGGGAAUAAUAACGGACUGGGACCGGCGGGCCCGGCGCCCUGGAACCGUUCAGUGGACCGGGCGCUGGACGAAGCCUCGGCCACCGGGAGCCUGAACCUCAGCGGCCGGAAGCUGAAGGAGUUCCCGCGGAGCGCCGCCAACCACGACCUGUCGGACACCACCAGGGCCGACCUGUCUCGUAACCGUCUGUCGGAGCUUCCUCUGGAGGUGUGUGUGUUUGUGUCUCUGGAGAGUCUGAACCUGUAUCAGAACUGUCUGAGGUCUCUGCCGGACAGUCUGCUCAACCUGCAGGCCCUCACCUACCUGAACCUCAGUCGGAACCAGCUGUCUGUCCUCCCCGUGGUGGUCUGUAGUCUGCCUCUGAAGGUUCUGAUCGCCUGCAACAACAAACUGGUUUCUCUGCCAGAAGAGCUGGGACAGCUGAGACACCUCACUGAACUGGAUGUGAGCUGCAAUGAGAUCCAGACUCUGCCGUCUCAGGUCGGCCAGCUGGAGGCGCUACGAGACCUGAACAUCAGGAGGAACCACCUGGUUACACUUCCUCCAGAGCUGGCUGAGCUGCCUCUGGUGCGUCUGGAUUUCUCCUGUAACAAAGUGACCUCCAUCCCCGUCUGCUACCGCCGCCUCACGCAGCUGCAGACCAUCGUCCUCGACAACAACCCUCUGCAGACUCCACCUGCACAGAUCUGUAUCAAGGGGAAAGUCCACAUAUUUAAGUAUCUGAACCUGGAGGCCAGUAAGACCACCCCUGACCUGCCGGACUACGACCGACGACCUCUGACCUUCAGCUCCUGUGUGGAUGAGCUGUAUCCUGGUCGUCCGUACGGAGCGUUGGACUCUGGGUUCAACAGUGUCGACAGCGGAGACAAGAGAUGGUCGGGCAAUGAGCCGACAGAGGAGCUGUCAGAGCUGCCGCUGAGAGUGGCGGAGAUCAGCAGGGAGCAGCGGCACAGGCGAGAGGACGGCCGAGGAGGAGGAGGACCUCUGCUGGCCAACGGGACGCAUGUGGAGUUGGAGCAGAUCGACUUCAUAGACAGCUGUGUGGGGGAGGAAGAGGAGGAGGAGGGGAAGAGCCGAGCAGCACCACCAGCAGCAGCGGCAGCAGGAGGAGGAGGAGACAGCACCAGCCUCAGCUCGCAGUUCAUGGCUUAUAUAGAGAGACGCAUCACCAGAGAGGGUUCACCGGUCAAAAGCAACACGUCCAAAACAGAAGACACAAGGAGACACAAUAGGAGUGUGGUGGACGGUGUAACGGCGCCCUCUAGCUCCCAGAAUCAGAGAGGGGGGGCACUCAGCUCGGGGGGAGUAGAGAGGAUGAGGAGGGAGGCUCAGCUCGCUGCUCUGAGGUACGACGAGGAGAGACAGAAGACGCGCUCCCUGCAGAGAGACUCUGUCAGCAGCUACACCAAGCAUAAAGCAGCUCAGAGUCCAACCAAGACCAGUCCAGACAGUGAGAACGUCUACCCCUCCAGACGCUCCACCCACACAGAUGACUCCGCCCUCUUUAUGGGAGAGGACAGAGCCGCUCUGUCUCCUACAGCCAAUCAGUCACCUUCUUACCCCAGCUCCGGGGGCGUGGCCUCCUGUCGGACAGCCAGCGUGAGACCAGAGAGCUUCCUGUAUCGCCUCGGCCAGAAGGAAGAGAAGAGGAGAGGUGACGCUGCUGCUGCUCCUCAGAAACAGGAGGAAGCUCCUGCUGCUCCAGUUCUGGUCGGAGAAGACGCAGAGCUGGUGGAGCAACUCAGAAAGAACAUCGAGGCUCGUCUGAAGGUGUCGUUGCCUAGCGACCUGGGAGCAGCGCUGACAGACGGGGUGGUGCUGUGUCACCUGGCCAAUCACGUGCGACCACGGUCCGUCCCCAGCAUCCACGUCCCCUCCCCCGCGGUGCCUAAACUCACCAUGGCCAAAUGUCGAAGAAACGUGGAGAACUUCCUGGAGGCGUGUCGCAGGAUCGGCGUCCCACAGAUGGAGCCGACGUCUUCUCUCAAAGCUGUUUCACAUUUACUGAAACAGCCAAUCAGAGAAGAGUCCACCUGCUGCCUCCGGUUUACCUUCUGGUUUAGAAGCAGCUGUUUCAGCGAGCAGCAGCCAAAACCUCCUCUGAUGUUUGAACUUGUUGAGCUGCUGGAAGCGAAGACGAGCUAAAAGUUUUAUAUUUAAUUUCAGUUUUUCAUUUCCAUGUUUUUGUUAAGAGCUCAUGCUGCAUUCAGGUCCCGUGGGACACGCUGAGGGUGUUCAACUCAACUCCAGCUGCAACGAUUGGUUGUCAAUCAACAGAAAAUUAUUGAAUAAUAGUUUGAGUCAUUUUUGUAAAACUAAAAUAACUAAAUGAAGCUGGUUUAAUUGAUUAGUAGAGAAAAAACUCUACAGUUUAAUCAAUAAUCUCAACAUUCAUCUGAUUCCGAUGAGGUUGAAAUCCUGAACUGUCAUUUUUUUUCCCCCCCGUUGUACCUGAACGCAGCAUCAGGCCUUCACUUUGAGCCAGCAACAUUUGCCCUGAAUUCAGACUCUCAGGCUGAGAGGAGUUUCGGGAGCCUGUGAGGCUGAACUCGGGGCCCAGCAGCCCUGCAAGCUGCUCAGACGGUUUUGGACUGAACGACGACGUGGUUUCAUGUUUUGUACAGAUGUUCUCAUGUUUUUUUUUUUUCUUCUUCUUCUUCUUCGUGUGUUUCUCCUGCGGCGGUGACGGGGUCAUGUGAUGGUGGGGUCACGUGACCGCGUGGGGGUUUUUCAAAGGACAUUCCACUGUUUUUACGCGGAGGACAAACAGACUUUCUCACAGUUUUUAAGUUUUAACAUUUUUUCACUUUGUUUAAUUUUUUUGCUGAGAAACUGUAUAAAAGAUUUGAACACAGCUGUAUGAAGAGUUGAGUUAAGUUUAAGUGCAUUAAAUAAAUAUUUUAAUUUGA
Messenger RNA from Thunnus maccoyii (southern bluefin tuna), 3049 nucleotides. RefSeq names its product leucine-rich repeats and calponin homology (CH) domain containing 3 (gene lrch3). Bases 51 to 2285 code for a protein of 744 amino acids. Gene Ontology annotation, molecular function: protein binding. The record is from RefSeq and is a predicted model, not a curated record. Lineage: Eukaryota; Metazoa; Chordata; Actinopteri; Scombriformes; Scombridae. The transcript has 20 exons.